UGUCACUUUUGGUAUAAGAACAAUAAAUAAAGAUAAGCAAAUAGAAUGAAAUGAAGCUGAAAUGCAAUUGAAAUUCAAAAGCUAUACUUUCUUCUUUUCUAUUAAUCCCUCUUUCUAAUUUUUACUCUUAAAAUUCAUUCAAUUUUCUCCUCUCUCUCUCAGUCUCUACUCCAUUUAAGUUUCCUCAAGUUUUCCAUUGAAGCAUACUCUGAGUUUUCUCUCCUCCAUUAAAGUUGAGAAAAAAUGGAUAUUAUUGGAACAGGGUUAUCAGCUGCUCAAACUCUGCUUGCAUCGCUGCAGUGUUCAGAGCUACAAGAGAUCCUUUCAAUCUUUGGCUACAAAUCGCAGCUUGAUGAUCUUCGACGCACAGUCUUUGCUGUCAAUGCUGUGCUACUUGAUGCAGAGGCCAAGCAGGAGCUCUCCCAUGAAGCACAGUAUAAGCUCCAGGAGCUCAAGGAUGCUGUCUUUGAAGCAGAUGAUCUGCUGGACGAGUUUGUUACUCUUGCUGAGCAGAAGCAACUCUUGGAGACUGGUGGUAGUCUCUCUAAAAAGGUGUGUCGUUUCUUUUCUGAUAACCCACUUGGUGUUGCUUACAGAAUGUCUCAAGGGGUUAAGAAAAUCAGAAAGAAACUGGAUGCUAUUGCUUAUAACACUCAGUUUAGCUUUAAGCAUGAUCCCGAGCCUAUCCGAAGGAGAAGGCCCGAGACCUGUUCUUAUGUGGAUGCAGGUGAUAUCAUUGGAAGGAAGGAUGACUUGGAAAAGAUUGUCGGUAUGAUGCUCGGUUCUAAUGUGCAACGUGAUGUAUCUUUUCUCACGAUUGUGGGAAUUGGAGGGUUGGGCAAAACAGCCCUUGCUCAACUUGUGCAUAACGAUCCAAGGGUUAUAAGUGCAUUUCCGUUGAGGUUGUGGACUUGUGUCUCUGAUCAAGAUCAGCAGCAACUUGAUGUAAAAGAUAUUCUUUUUAAGAUUUUGGCUUCAGCAACUGAUAAGCUUCAGAAGGACUCCACCAUGGAUCAGGUACAAAAGCAGCUACGCGACCAACUAGCAGGUAAAAAAUACUUGCUUGUUUUAGACGAUGUAUGGUCUGAGAAGUGUGAUCAGUGGCGUGACCUCGAAAGAUUCUUAAUCGGAGGUCAAAGAGGAAGCUGGAUUUUGUUAACAACACGUUCACUAGCAACAGCAAAAAUAAUAGGAGACGGUCUAACACACGAGCUCCAAGGCUUAUCAGAGGAGAAUUCUUGGUGUUUGUUUGAAAGGAUGGCUUUUGGAUUGCAAUCAUCUAAACCUCCUGAAGACUUGGUCAAUAUAGGGCAAGAGAUUGUAAAAGGAUGUUCUCGAGUCCCUCUUGCUAUAAGAGUGGUAGGAAGUCUCUUAUAUGGCCAAGACAAAAGUAAGUGGCUAUCACUUGCUCAAAUCCGAUUAGCCAACCUCAGAGAGAGCCAAAAUGACAUCAUGCCUAUAUUGAAGCUGAGUUAUCAUAAUCUCGAGUCUCCACUGAAAAGUUGUUUCAGCUAUUGUGCGUUGUUUCCCAAGGAUUAUCUGAUAAGAAAGGAGAUGCUAAUAAGCCUUUGGAUGGCACAAGGCUAUAUUGUUCCUUUAGAUGAAGGUCAAAAUAUUGAAGAUGCUGCAGAGGAAUAUUUUUCAAUUUUGUUGCAAAGAUGUUUCUUUCAAGACGUAUGCAGAAGUGUAUUAGGUUUUGGUAUCUUGUUUUUUAAAAUUCAUGAUCUAAUGCACGAUGUUGCUCAAAUAGUAACCAAACAGGAGAUUUGUGCAACAUAUAACUUAGAGGACAACUUGGAUAAUAAAGUCCGCCACCUGUCUGUUUCCACAAACAAAGUUACAAGAUGUUCGUUAUACAAGUCCCAUAUUCGGACGUAUGUUUUUGUUGGUGGCGGGGAAGUUAAAUUGAAUCAGUUCUUCACAGAGGCAUUAUUGGCUAAUUGCAUUCGCCUCAGGGCAUUGGAUUUGUCUCAUAAAAGUAUCAAAACUUUGCCAGAAUCAAUAGGUGAACUGUUGCAUUUGAGGUAUUUAAAUCUUUCGGGGAACAACAGACUAGAAGUGCUUCCGAAGUCAAUUACAAAACUAUGUAAUUUACAAACCUUAGAGAUAAGUGAUUGCUUUCAGUUGAAAGAGUUGCCAAAAGAUUUGACCAGGCUGGUGAAGCUUAGGACCUUGAUUACGUAUGGUUGUGGCAUGAAAUGUUUUCCCAAGGGGAUGGGUAAGUUGAUUAACCUUCACAGGCUAAGUAAUUUUAUAGUGGGUGUUGAAGGAAGUAAUUCAACUACGAAGCAAUGGUUUGAUGGACUGGAUGAUCUUAAGGCUAUGAACAACCUCAAAGGUAGUCUUAAAGUCCAGUUUAAGUGGCCUAAAAAUGUCAUUAAGGUAGACGGCAGCAGAACUGAAGGACAAUAUUUAAGGUUUAAGGAACAUCUCAAUCGCCUUACGUUUCGUUUUCAUCAUCAGGAGGUAGUUGGAGAUGUGGAUACUGAGGAAGCAAGAAGAUUUAUGGAAGAUCUACAACCACAUUCGAAUCUCAAGUACUUAUAAGUACGGGAGUACCGUGGUGUGAGAAUGCCUGGUUGGGCAACCCUUCUCCCAAAUCUCGUAAGCAUUCGUCUUUUGCUUUGUGAGAAGUUGGAGUACCUACCAUGUCUUGGAAGCUUGCGACAUCUCAAAUUCCUCAAUCUUGGGAGGUUGCCUAAGUUGGAGUACAUAGAAAUUAGUCAAGGAGUAUCUUUCUUCCCAUCCUUGGAAAGCCUUGAGUUGUUUGAUUUGCCCAAGUUGAAAGGAUGGAGAGAUGAUCUUCUUCUCCUUGAAAAUAACAAAAAAAAUGCAAUUAUGUCUCUCUAACUUGAAUAUUGUGUGUUGCCCGGAGUUGACAUGUAUUCCGCUGUGUCUCAAGGUGGAAGUUUUAUACUUAAGAGACUUCAAUAAAAGACUGAAAAUAUUACGAACAAAAAGGGAGGAAAAAAUAGGAGAGGUUCCUCCCUCAUCAUCAGUUUUCUCUUGUGAUAAGUUGUCGCAGUCAUUGAUUGAUCUUGAAAAUUCGAGUAAAAGUAGUACUGUUCCAUUUCCUACAUUAAGGAAAGUGGAAAUAGACAAUGUGGUGUGGUUAAAUUCUCUGCCUAUGGUGGCCUUUCAGAGUCUUGAAAGCUUAUCAUUUCAAGAUGUUCGGUGUGAGUUGGAAAGCUUCGAAGAAGUAGAGGAGGUAUUUCGCAACUGCUCGUCUUCUCUGCAAACAUUGGAAAUUAGAUGCUGUGAUAAACUAAGGAGUGUUUCUGGGGGAUUAGAGCAUCUCACAUCCUUAAAGUGGUUAGAGAUAUCCAACUGUCCUAAUGUGAGGCUAUCAGAAGAGACAGAGGAUGCCAGGCCAUGGCGAUCCCUUCACUCUCUCCACAGCUUGAAAUUUUGGGGUCUCCCACAGCUAGUGAGUCUGCCUGAUUGGAUGCAAUCCUUGGCUGCCCUCAAAUACCUUUAUGUUGAAAAUUGCAAAAGACUCGAAUCAAUACCGAAUUGGAUGCCUAAACUCACCUCUCUGAACCAACUUGAGUUCUCUGGAUGUUCAGAAAGCCUGAAGAGUAGAUGUCAAAGAGAUCCCCCCAGGGAGGAUUGGCCUUACAUUAAACACAUUCCUAUCAUCAAAUUUCGAAACGAUGAUCUAUGACUUAUUUCCUCAGCUCUCUACAAUCAUUGUUAUUUCAUAACCAGAUAGCUAAAGCUACUAGAGAAAUUCAGAAAUAAGGUGGAAACUGUUGAGAGUUGCUCACAAAGUGCUGCUACAAUACAAGGGCAACAAAGCUGGUUUCAUGGAGAAUGUACACAAUGUAUUCCUCUCCCAAAUUUGAAAGAACUUUUUACCAAUUUAAAUGUUAUCUUCCAACAUUAUAUGUUACUAAUUAUAAGCGAUAUCAAUCCGCAUUGUAUCACGGGAUUGCUGGCAGCUUUAUAAACUUGUCUAGAGUUUGCCUCAUGAGCAGCCAUGAGAUAAGAGUUGAUCUGAAGAUAAGAGGUCUUCAGAGUUGUAAAUUACAGAAGCAUUUCAAGUAUGUAGUCAUUCUCUUAAGCUAUAUUAUUUCCUGCACACCCUCCUUUUUUUUUUUUGGG
Messenger RNA from Chenopodium quinoa (quinoa), 4104 nucleotides. RefSeq names its product putative disease resistance protein RGA3. NCBI's taxonomy places the organism in Eukaryota, Viridiplantae, Streptophyta, Magnoliopsida, Caryophyllales, Amaranthaceae. Gene Ontology annotation, biological process: defense response to other organism. Gene Ontology annotation, molecular function: protein binding; ADP binding. The coding region runs from base 244 to 2547 and encodes 767 amino acids. The record is from RefSeq and is a predicted model, not a curated record. The transcript is spliced from 3 exons.